Ictalurus punctatus (channel catfish) is the source of this 604-nucleotide messenger RNA. Its product is annotated as trypsin inhibitor ClTI-1. Bases 168 to 410 code for a protein of 80 amino acids. The transcript has 4 exons. Gene Ontology annotation, molecular function: protein binding; serine-type endopeptidase inhibitor activity. The record is from RefSeq and is a predicted model, not a curated record. Lineage: Eukaryota; Metazoa; Chordata; Actinopteri; Siluriformes; Ictaluridae.
AAAAAAAAAAAAAAAAUCUUUUCGAUAGCCUGUAUUGUAAACAACUCGUUAAUGAUCUUUGGAAAAGCUCAACGCUCGAGCGCCGCCUGACGACAGAGUGAUAAAGGGGCGCGCGCACGGACCUUAUCCUCAUUCCAGCCUUUUCCCAGCAUCCGAAUCACUUCAUCAUGUUUGUGCGGAUCUUUCUGGUCAUUCUCUCUUUGGCUGCUUUGACUACAGCAGCUGUUCUUACAGGCCAGGGUAAAUCAGCAGAGCCUGCUUGCGGAAGAUAUGUCUUCCCAAUAUGCACGCGGGAUUUUAACCCUGUGUGUGGGUCCGAUGGGAAGACCUAUGGAAACGAGUGCAUGCUCUGUUUUGACAAUAGGCUGUAUCAGCUCAACACUUUGAUAGUCAAAAAAGGGGAAUGUUGAAACACAUCACCGCUUCAGCUGUGAUAAAAUGUGUGAGCUGGAAUUAUAAUUCAUGUCCUGAUUAUCUGUGAAAAGACUGUCUUUCAUAUGGAAUGUAUUUUUACUUUAAAUAAGCUUUCGAUUUCCCUGUGUACUUUGGGUUUGUUUGUUUUUUUAAUUUUAAAUUCUUUAUUAAAGUGAAGAUUUCUGCCAGA